AUGCCAAACUUAUCAUCCCAAAUACUGUCGAGGAUGCAGCAGGGAAGGACGACGUGCCUGCAGCUGCUCUACUUCAGAUGCAUGUCCACGAUUGCUUUAUUAGGUUGCUAUAUGUAUGACCCGAUAAUUAACUUCACUUUCGACUUGAUGAAGGGGUGUGAUGGCUCCGUGCUCCUGAUCUGCAUCUGCAAAGGGAACAACAAGGCAGAAAAGAACGAGCCUCCCAGCGUCCCGCUGCACACAUUUUAUGUGAUCAACAGUGCAAAGAAGGCACUCGAAGAGCAUUGCCCAGCAGUUGUCUCUUGCACCGAUAUCUUGGCCAUGGUUGCCCGAGAUGCUGUUGUGCUGGUAUAUUAA
Molecule: messenger RNA, 357 nt
Organism: Punica granatum (pomegranate)
Lineage: Eukaryota; Viridiplantae; Streptophyta; Magnoliopsida; Myrtales; Lythraceae
Source: RefSeq, a predicted model, not a curated record